Molecule: messenger RNA, 471 nt
Organism: Seminavis robusta
Lineage: Eukaryota; Bacillariophyta; Bacillariophyceae; Naviculales; Naviculaceae
Source: the annotation of a GenBank genome assembly
AUGAAAAAGGAUCUAGUAGAAGAUCAUGAGAAUGAGACACAAGCAGAGGCCAAGGCAAUGGCAAAAGAACCACAACAGGAGACGGCGGGCGUUCCUCAUGACAGCAACAAGGAGUCCAAGAUGGAGAUUCUUGAUAACGCCAACACUAUUUCCAAACCAACGGCAACUGACAAUGUUGUGGCAAAACCAGAAACAGUAGACUCCACUUUAGAGGAAGAUGGCAUUUUAAAGGAGACCUUCUCACCCGGCAAACAAGAGGAGAUUCCUGCACCAUUUGACUGUGAGACAGCCAUGGUAUCAGCGUCCACAGUGGCGGAGCCCUUAGAAUUGCGGAGGGAUGUGAGACGGCGACAGCAGGUAACUCUUCCUGGAGCAUACAUGGGGGCACUGGGAGAAGAUUUGCAACGCACAACAACUCUGAAUUAUGACCUGAACGGAAGAGUCAAAAGCAAAUUGGAAUUGCCGCACUGA